Molecule: messenger RNA, 1213 nt
Organism: Musca domestica (house fly)
Lineage: Eukaryota; Metazoa; Arthropoda; Insecta; Diptera; Muscidae
Exons: 2
Coding region: 89-979 (296 amino acids)
Molecular function (GO): DNA binding
Source: RefSeq, a predicted model, not a curated record
ACAGCCGUCACCCUCACCAGUCCACUAGAAAUAGUUUUGAAAUUGAAGAAAAAAGUGUUCAAAAAUUCUUAACAAAUUAGAUGCAAAAAUGGAUUUGACCCUGCGGCCAGUUGAGGAAGAUCUUCCAAAACCUGCAGUACUGAUGCCGUCGGUUGGCUCACGAGGCAAACGUCCACCACGCAAUAUGACGGCCACAGACAAGGUUUAUGCCAUUCAACGGGUACGCAAUGGUGAGACCAAGGCAUCUGUGUCGCGUUCGAUUGGUGUCCCAGAAUCCACCCUAAGGGGGUGGUGUAAAAAUGAACAAAAAUUACGUUUUAUGAGUCGGCAGCAACAGCAGCAGACAAAUUUUGUAUUAAAGGAAUCCUCCUCCACCUUCUAUGGUAUGGAAUAUUCAAUUAUGUCCGCUUCGGACUCCAAUCCUGAACAACAGCCGGCUGAAAAGAAAUUCUGUGGCUUAGAGAGCAUUACUAAUUUUAAUAGUCCAGUGGGCCCAUCUCCUCUGCCUUUCCUAAAUUCCGCCUCCGCCUCCUCCUCCUGCACGGACAAAGCUUAUGCCAUACAGCGGGUACGUAAUGGUGAGAGCAGAGCACUCGUAUCUCGUUCGAUUGGUGUAUCUGAAACGACCCUCAGGGGAUGGAUUAAGAAUGAUCAAAAGAUACGCUCUAUGGGCGGUGUGGAUCCUCCAUCAGCUUGUGGUAUGUCAGGACUUGGAAUGAAGGACUCAUCAAAUUCUGAACAAUUUUUCAAUUCGGAAAAUUUAAACAUUUUCAAUAACAUGAUGGACCCAUAUGCUUCCACUCCUUCGAAUAGUUCUUCAAAUUUUAUCGAUUAUUUCUGUGAGCCAGCCCUUCAACCUGUAAAUAAUCCAGCCAUAUUUUGGUCCCCGGCCAGUAUCUUAAAUACCGACUAUGCCGAACUUUCUCAGAUGCAGAAUCUCUAUUUGACAGCCUUGUUCAGUUCCAUGGGCUCGAAAUAAUUUCAAAUGAUUGGAAUUUAACAAGAAUCGAAUUUAAUCUCGAGAAUCGAAUACCAAUACUACCUCUGCUGAAGGCUUUGUUUUAUUACUUAAUUUUAAUUUUUUGUUUUUUAAUUUAUUUAUAUGUAAAUCACAUUUUAAUUGAUUUAUGUAAAUUAAAGAAUCAAAUUUAUAUUUAUUUGGAUUGUAAUUAUUUUUAAUUUGAUUUUAGUUAGUUUUAGUUGUGGUUUUACU